Molecule: messenger RNA, 2974 nt
Organism: Anoplopoma fimbria (sablefish)
Lineage: Eukaryota; Metazoa; Chordata; Actinopteri; Perciformes; Anoplopomatidae
Gene: adisspb
Product: adipose secreted signaling protein
Exons: 6
Coding region: 512-1036 (174 amino acids)
Source: RefSeq, a predicted model, not a curated record
GUUGGAGCUGCAGAGGUAGGCCAACCCCUGCAUUGCACACAGCUUUGAAUUUAACUUCUCUGCAAAACUGAGCAGACAGUAGAGAGAAUCGUGCAGGAUUCUCAGGUGUAUGUUAAAUUUAAAACUAAAAAAUAUAUAUAUCUGUGGAAAACUGGGUUGUAAAAAUGUAAGCAAGCAGCACACGAGGAGCCAUGACUGAACCACGUGAUUAAAUGCGGAAAUUGACAAAGUGCAGCGGAAAAAAGACGCACGAGAAGAGAGGGGAGUGGAGGUUCUGCUGUCGGUUCGUGUGUUUUGAGCUGCUGGUGGAUCGAGCCGGACUCCUCCCCCCCGGACCAGACAACACGUCUGCAGACACGCACUGCACGUUUUCGGUUAUCUGCACAGUUAUAUGCACCAGCGUCGCCUGCAGUGAAUAAAAGUAAGGGUUGUUCUGAGGUCAGACUGCUGAGAUGACAACGCUGUGACAGUGUGUGUCCAAGUGUGUCGGUACUGGACCAAUUCCUGUGACAUGGCUGCUGCAAAGAAGAGUUGUGCGAAGGCAGGAGGUGUGCGCUUCUCAGAGGAACCCCCCGCCGCCGGACCCCCAUCACAUGUUCACUUCGACGAGAAGCUGCAUGACUCCAUCGUCAUGGUGACUCCCGAGGAUGAUGGCAACUUCAUGGUCAAGGUUGGCUUCCUAAAGACGCAGCACCGCUAUGAGAUAGUCUUCACCUUACCCGAGGUCCCAGCUCUGGGGAAGGAUGUGUGUCCGGCACCGGUACCAAGUCCACACCUCCGGAUCACUGAUAUCACACCGGCACCAGAGGGAGGUCUAAAGGUGACAUGUGAAUACAUGGCCCAGCAGGAGGGAGUUCUGUGUGAGGAGGCGCUGCUGCUGAGCGAGACCAACGAGGACGUCUGUGUUAAAGUGAAAGUUCAAGCCAGAGUCAUGGAUCGUCACCAAGGUACCCCCAUGCUGCUGGAGGGAGUCCGCUGCAUCGGGGUGGAGCUGGAGUACGACUCUGAACAGAGCGACUGGCAGGGAUUCGACUAAAGCUUGAGCUCAGUACACUAACACAGAUACACAAACACACACGUACAUGCCAUCAUUGAUUUAAACACACAACAAAUAGGAAAAAAAGAGUACACACAAAUGAUUUGGUGCCACAUAAUGCGUCCUGAGAACAUUUACAUACAAAAACAUUCCUCCGCUGCAACUUUCACAUCGACAGCAUCGAAACAGUUUGUCAAUUUCCUCCCAGUCUUUAUUUUCUUUUUUCUUUUUUUUUGUCACCAUGAUUUAUUCUGUUGGUAAUCUGUGUUUUCCUUACUGAACCUCUAGAGGGCAGCAGCACUCUUUGAAUCACUGCUUCUCCUCCUCUUGUGCUCCAUGUUCACUCUUUUCCUGAUGUGCAAACUGAAUCCCACAUGAAUUUAUAGGUGAGGGAGUAAACAAGGGCUCUUUUAUUCAUUAAGUAGCUUAAAAUUGAACGAUAGGACGGACUAUAAAUCUGCACAUUUCAAUGUUAAAGAGUUUAACUGCUGUGCCUGUAAUGUCUCUGUUUAACCACAAGGGGGCGAUGCAGACUACUGUAUGUAAAACUCAUCCAAUCUGAAGGCUGCUUCAGUGUGGUCACAAUUACAUUUGUUCUAUAGUUUUCUGCCCUUACUGCUACUACUUAAGUUCUUCAUUUUUUUGCAUUUUAAAGGAAAUCCCAAUGAACAUGUGUGAACUUAUUUCAAUAGUUGUAUGUGCGGAAAGCAUUUGCAGCAAUAAUAAUGGAAAGAGGGACUUCUACCAUGAAAAAACAGAAAGAGAACAAUGCUUCAAAAAUAUGUGUGCUAACUAUAUGGCAUUGUUCUAGGGAGUUAUUUUUUCUGUGAUGGAUCUCCCUGCAUGAUUAUGAAACAUUUGUGGAAAACGCUGCAUCUAGAAUGAAGUGCUUCAUUUUUCAUUAUCAGGUAGUGACACUAAAAUCUGUAGUUUAGUGUCUAAGUUUUAGAUCUCUGCUCCCAAACUUCUUUGUUGUUGAGCUGCAAAUGUUUUGACAUUUUAUGCUUUGCCUCUUUCCAUAGAAUUGAAGAAAUGUACAACCAAACAAGCCGUUGUUGAGGAUAUUAAACAGUUGAAUCAAUUAGUUGUUUAAUUUGCAGCUAUUAAUCAACUAAUCAAGAAAAGAAUCCUUAUAUUAAUCGACAAUAAAACAUACAUUUUACAUUUAAGUGUUUUGGGUGGAUAUUUCCUUUAAUAAAACCAGUUGUCCCUGGUUCAGCAAAAUCUAUAGAUGUUUCUUCUGUUUGAAUUCAUGAAGCCUUCAGAACACACGUGCGACGCUAAGUGCCUUUCAUUUUACUGUCUUUUUUUUUAUUUUAAAUUUAACUCAAAACCCAAUGUUGUUUUACCGUCUCCUGCUCAUCCACACAUCAUACCCACCAGACUAUCACAUGGACUAUCUGCCUGUUUGUUGUCUCUCCAGGGUUAAACCCAACUUCUUCCACCGGCUUGCCUUUAAUAGGUGUAUCCGACUCUCCGUCCCAUCUCGUCACAGAACGAGUUCAGAUCAGAAAGCUAAAAGGCAUGAUCGCUUGUAAAGGAAUUAAAAUUGCAGACAGCUCUGCUUAAUUUACAUUUGUGCCAUGAUCUGGCUGCAAAAUCAUUCAUGACAUUUCCUGGAUCAACAAUUUGUUAGAUUUUUUUGUAUUUGUUAUGCCCUAUUAUAUACAUCGGCCUUAAAGGAAAUGAUUUUCUGUAUAAUUUCUCUACAUAAUCGACCACAAGGUGUCGGUGUAAAACAGAAAAAAUAAAUGUAUUUGAUGUCCGCUUGCGAGUAAUAGGUCAAAGUGUGCUUCGUUUUUUGCUUAGUGUGAAACUGAAACGCUCAAUAGUUAACUGUUUCAAGAAUGUAGCAGUUUGUUUGUUGAUAUCUGUCUUCUGUGUGUGUGAUUUGUAUUUUUUAAUGUUAAAAAUAAAUAAAAAUGUGUGUAUGUUUGA